Paramuricea clavata is the source of this 8568-nucleotide messenger RNA. NCBI's taxonomy places the organism in Eukaryota, Metazoa, Cnidaria, Anthozoa, Malacalcyonacea, Plexauridae. The record is from the annotation of a GenBank genome assembly.
AUGGCUGAAGCUCGUCUUGCCGUAUCGAAGAUUAAAGUUGAUUAUCACGCUUCGGGAACGAGCACAGCUGAAGCAGAAGCCGAGUUUUUGAAGUAUUUUUACAAGUCAACAAAGAAGUGUCUUCGACGUACUAGGUAAAAAUAUCAAUGUGCACAGUACCGUUCUGCUGAAACAUACCAUUUAUUCAUCAUAUCUUGUGCUUUAAUUAAACGCUGUAUUUAUUAGUAAAUAUUUUAAUAUUGCUUUUAACAAAGUAAAAACAGCAAAAAAACGUAGUAAGAAACGGUAUUUAAUAUACUGGUACAAAUUUAACAAAUAUGACCUGUGGUUUACACAUGAAUGAAUAUUUCAAGCUUCUGAUAUUUUGUGAAAUAAAUAUUUAAACGUAUACAUAAAUUCUUGUUGUUGAACUGUCCGUGAAGUAGAAUAAAAUUGCUUUUAGGUUUGUUUACAAAGACUGAUGUAGUUUGUAUAAACUAUAAGUGUUGUUUUGAUAUAUCUGGUCACGCGUCUGCGAGUUUAGACUCAAGAGUUUAUAUUUCCUGUCUAUAGCUGUUUCAGUCAUCGCUGUUCAGUUUGUAAUGUGAAAACAGUAUAUAGGUUUUUGCUUGUGUAUUGUAUUGUUGGUUAUGUAAACUCCAAAAAUAUAUACACUAAAAGAUGAAACAUAAUAUUUUUAAUCACAUGAAAGACAACGUGUGUUUUGACCACCAUGUUUUUUUGGUGCCGCCCACCUACCCUCCCCGGUACUCAGUUAAAGUGGCUCACUGGUGAUUGGUGCCUGGAGGUGCCAUCACAAAUGACAGUAAACUGUUGUGGUUUGUGUCUGAACUCUGAACUAUCAGAAAAAGAUAUCUCAAACGUGUCCAGUGUUGGUAGUAUUCUACAAUAUUAACAUGCUUCCAUUGGUGGGGAUGCAACUGCCUGGAAAAUAUAAGGAGAAUUUCGAUGUUUUGAGCGAAGGCCCUUGUGUAAUGGUUUGUGUCUGAACUACCUGACAAAGAUAUCUCAAUCAUUGUGGGUCCAGUGUAGGUAGUAUUCUACAAUAAGCUGUUGUGGUUUGUGUCUGAACUACCUGACAAAGAUAUCUCAAGCUUGGUGGUCCAGUGUAGGUAGUAUUCUACAAUAAGCUGUUGUGGUUGAGGCCUUUGUCAAGACGCCAGUAGCUCAAAAACAUUGAAGUAUUUUUAUUACCUCCGCCAGGAGGUUAUGUAAUCAUCUGGGUUUGUGUGUAUGUGUGUGUGUUUGUCUGUGAGCACGAUAACUCAAGAAAUACCAAACAUAUUCAUACGAAAUUUUUUUAAUGCAUUUCCCAUCGGCUAAGGAAGAACUGAUUAAAAUUUGGUUGAAUUUGGUUAAAAAUUGAACGAGAAAUGAACAAAAUUUUGUCUUGCUUUUCUCGGUCAAUUAAAAAAAAACUCACUGAAUGCGUAAUUAGGACGUGUAUAAUGUAUGCACGCAGUACUAAGAAGACAAUGAGAUGAUAAACCUCAUUAAGCUUCAGCCUUCAUUAUCUAUUGUCUUAGUUGCAUUUCACACGACCGAAAUUUAAUGUGGACGGAGGUAUGCAGUCUCUGAGUACCCUCUAGUUACUUAUGUUAUUAUCCAUAAUAUAUAGAGCUCAAAUUUCCAAUGGACUCUGGCCAACUUCACCCAGUUACCUGGUUGUGACAUGGAUUAUUCUAGCCAGCAUGCUAUACUGGGAUAACCUAUACGUCAAACCUAUCACAUCAAGACUCUGGGCAUUUGGUGAUCUCAUUUAUCUCGACCAAUCUUACCACCUACUGCUUCGGAUCUUCUGUAUUUCCUUAUUUGUGGCAAUCGGAUUUUUUAUUGUUCUCUGGUAUGCACGACAAUAUGCACUGCGGAUGUUGCUUUCCUACAGAGGAUGGAUGUGUAAGUGUGUAUGAAACAUAGCUGUAUGUAGGAGUGGAUGCUAAACCCCCCUUUGUAAUUGGAUCAUUCCAGAAAACAUCCAUCCCCCGAUACAACAUGGAUGUGAAUGUUGUCAAUGGCUUGUGAAAUGUCUUGAUGAGAACAUUUGUAUUCACCCAGUCCUCAUGUGAAAAGAGUAAAAAGUCAACACUCUGCCGAAAGUUGUACAGUAGAUUUUCUCCCAGUACUCCGGUUUCCUCCCAGUACUCCGGUUUCCUCCCAGUACUCCGGUUUCCUCCCACAGGGAAAGUUGACAGGGUGGGUUAGGUAAAAGGGCCCACAGUAAUGGGCGCUGUUGUGGUGACCCUGCCCUAGUUGGCAAAGCUAAAUAAAUUAAAUCUAAAAUUUAUAUAAAUCAGCAUGAUUCUUGUAUCAGAUAUACAAACUUUGUUCAUGGUCAUGAUUUUGUUUGUGUUAUCUUCAUGCAUUGUUAAUGAUUUUCACAAAUAAUAAAGUAAGGCAGACUGGAGUGGCUAACAAUGCCCAAACCCUUUAAGAAAAAGCUGUCUUGUUUUUAUAGAUGAAAAUCCUCGCAGUCAGAGCUACAAGACAUUAUUAUGGGGUGCUCUUGUUCGUAUCAUUGGUGGUGCACACCCCCGUCUAUACAGCUUUCAGAACAGCCUGCCUCGCAUGCCUGUACCUGCAUUACGGGAUACAUGUCAAGGAUUCCUCAAGUCUGUCAAACAUAUCCUGCCUGAGAAUGAGUACAAGGAGAUGGAAGAACUGGCCAAGGUCAGCAAGUUUUAUUUCUUAAAAUUGCAGUUGCCAUAGAGUAUUUUAAUAAAACACAAAACAAUAGACACUUCGAAAUUAAAAUUGUAAACAUUUUUAUUCUUUACGUUUCGACUAUAAUUUAAGUCAUCUUCAGAAGAAGACUGAAAUUAUAGUCGAAAAGAAUAAAAAUGUUUACAAUUUUCGGAGUGUCUAUUGUUUUGUGAUUUAUUAUUUCUUAAACAUUGAUCAAUUUUUAUAUGACAGUCGUUUGUUGGUGGGUCCGACCCUUGUAAUUGUCCUUGACAUAAUUGCAUUGUUCCAAAAAAUGUCCACACUCCCCCCAAUGAGGAAAUUUCUGCUGUCCAGGGGGGGGGGGAGGGAAGUGCAGUAGGUUGACUGCCAUAUUGAAAUGCUCCUAUGUACCAUUAGUUUUUUUUUUCAACAUGUAGGAUUUUGAACAGAAUCUUGGUCCAAAACUGCAGUUUAUUCUGCAGCUGAGAUCGUGGUUUAGAGGGAACUAUCACACAGACUGGUGGUAAGGCAAUUUAUCAUAUUAUUUAUAAAAACAAAUGAAUGCUGAACGAAUUCCCUAGUUAAAAUAAUGUACUUAUGUACGCAUUUCGUUCCUAUUUUUACUUAUGUACUCAUUUGUACCUAUUUUACGUAUUUUCACUCGUGUACGCGCGACGUACCUAUUUUUACGUAUUUUCACUCGCGUACGCGCGACGUGCCUAUUCCUAGGGAGAAGUACGUCUAUCUGAUGAACAGGGAGCCAAUAGCAAUAAACAGUAACUACUACUGUUUCGAUCAUGCUUUCUGGAAACCAACUGGCAUUCAAACUGCAAGGUAAUGGAGAUUCGCCUAAUACACGUUUCCGGAAAGUACAUCACCACGGUUAUGGAGCCCUUUUUUCACGAUUUACAAGUUGGACUGUAAUGCCACAUACACGAAAACGAAGCUCUGUAGCCACUUCGGAAAUGUUGACACUGAUAAGAGGGACCAAAUUAAACUGUAUUUCUUUCUAUUCGAUUUAUUUGCCAUCAAGUACAGGACUAAAAUACUACAAGAAUGGACCAUUUGCAUUAUAGACUAAAUUUUGAUCUAGACAAAAAUUUCAUCACAGCUUGAAAGAGCAUCACAAAAUUAGUACUAUUCCAAAGUUUCGUUGCGAAAUGUUGUAAAAUGCGGAUAAUAUAGCCUUGCGAAGUUUGCCGUUUUUCAGUCAUUUUGUAUUACGCACGGGAAAUUGACAGCCCAAUCGGGUGUUGGGGCAUCAAUUUCCCGUUUGUAAUCUAAAACGAUUGAAAAUUGCAAAUUCGCAAGGCUAUAUUAAGGCCUGAUUCCACGGGCGCUUUUUCUCGGCGAAAUGCGAAAUAUUUCGCCUGUUUCUUUUGAAUUGCGACCACUCUAAUAAAUUAUUUCUACUUGAUUGCCCACAAUUCAAAAGAAACAGGCGAAAUAUUUCGCAUUUCGCCGAGAAAAAGCGCCCGUGGAAUCAGGCCUUAAUCUGCAUUUUACAACAUUUCGCAACGAAACUUUGGAAUAUUACUAAUUUUGUGAUGCUCUUUCAAGCUGUGAUGAAAUUUUUGUCUGGAUCAAAAUUUAGUCUAUAAUGCAAAUGGCCAUUAACAUUAUUUUCUCGCUCUAAUAACAUCCAGUUGCUAAGUUGAUCACCAUAUGUAGUCAUAGUAGUGCUUAGUGAAACCUACCUAUAGAAACUUUGAGAACCACAGCAUGUUGUUUGUACUAAUAUGAGAACUUCGUGUCUAGAGCUGCUGUGAUUUCAUUUCUACUUCUUGAGUAUCGUCAUCAUGUGGAAACUGAAGAACUAGAGCCGCUGAUCAUCAGAAAUACAAUACCUUUAUGUAUGGGGCAGUAUGAGAGAACCUUCAAAACGACAAGGUCAGCCUUCUUUCUUAAAUAGACCAGUGAUUGGUAUAUUAGUCAGACAAGUUAAUUACCAUUCAUUAUAUAUAAUUACCAUUCAUUAUAUAUCAAUGAUAGAAUUCCCGGUGAGGAGAUUGAUGAGAUAGUCCACUAUGAUCACUCAUUUAACGAGGUACGUUGAACGAAUUAAGUCAUUAUUUUCCACAAGUUUUUGUGUCUUCACGUAUGGUUUUAUUAUAAUGAGACUGAGUGUCUCUGUAGGACAUCAUUGUAAAGCGCUGUAAGAUACAGUAAACCAGAGAACUUUAAGAUUCGACCCACACCACCAGUUACUAUUCCAACCCUGUUGAGAAGCAAUACUUAGUUCAAAUUUUGAAUUUUGCCAGCAUCUGGCUGUGUUCUGUAACGGGAACUUCUACCAACUGAAAGUUUCGGACAGUUAUGGUUCACCAAUAACGUUGUUGGACCUUGAAAGUCAGCUGGAGUGGAUCAAACAUGACGCGCAUCAUUCAGAUAGUGAGUAGUACAUGUUCAUGUAGCAAACCUUUUUUGUUAUUUUUCUUUAUUCCUGUAAUUUUUUUAAUUUUAUAAACUUUGUCACAAUAUAAAUUACACAAUCUAAAUACUUUAAUGACUAUAACACAUCCCGAGCUAUUCCUGCAUGUAUUAAUUUCAGAGAUUCACAAACUGUUGAAACCAUAUUAAAGCAGACAUGAAAACCAGCAAGAUAGCUCGAGAUGCAAGAUAGCUCGAAAUGCACUAGAUCUAACAAUACAACAAUUUACAACAAUUGUUGUGACAGGGUAUUCACAACAGCUUUUGGCCAAUUACUGUGAUUCCAUUAGACAACAAACAAAUUAUCUUAAACUGUACAAAAGCAUUUACAUAGUCCCUACAGAGUGCACUUCUUGUUAUAGUCAAUAAAGAUACCCCAGCAGGAUGUAUUCCAGCAUUGACAAGUCUUCCACGAACCGAGUGGUAUAAUAUUCGUAAAGAGCACUUCUCUGAUGGUAUCAACAAAGAUUCCUUGGAUGUCAUUGAUAGAGCUUUGUUUGUUGUAAGUUGUGCUGAUCAUGUACGAAAUAAAUUAUAUUUGAAAUAAAUAUAUUUUACGGACUUGGACAACCUCGGGACUUGCGUUCUCGUUCCAAAUAUCACGUCAUGUUUUUUCUAGCUUGUAUUGGAUGAACAUGAGAUCACAGAUCUGAGUAGUCGUGGUAAAUACCUGCUUCACGGUGAUGGUAAGACAUUGUGGUUUGACAAAAGUAUGUGUGUUGUUGCUUUCGCUGAUGGUAAGCUGGGUACGAAUGCUGAACACUCGUGGGGAGACGCUCCAGUUAUUGGACAUAUGGUCGAGUAUACAGUGACUGAAGAGUAAGUACUGAAUAUAGAGAAACCUAGGAAUUCAUUGGUUUUAGUAAGCGUCACAAUUGACAAUAAUCUGCUACACAACAGUGCUUAGUUAAACUCACCUACAUCGCUCCUUUUACAGUAAUCCAGAAUACAAUGCUUCAUUGUUUUUUAGGUUUAUAUACCGAACUUACAACGACAAGGGAAGAUGCAAACCUUUUGGUAAAUUUCAUAAAUCCAAAGGAGACGUGGCCAAUCCGAAGAAACUGUAUUUUGACAUCACUCAGAAACUUGAGUCGCAUAUCGAAGAUGCUGUGUCCCGUGCUAUCAAGGUCGGUAUUCACAAUCUCAGGUGCAGUGAAUCCCCAAAUGCAGUGGAAACAUUGUAACAUUGAGCAGCUGCGGAUAGGGAUACAACUACCUGAAAAAUACAAGGAGAACUUCGACGUUGCGAGCGAAGGCCCCGACGAAGUGCCUUCGCUCGAAACGUCGAAGUUCUCCUUGUAUUUUUCAGGUAGUUGUAUCCCUAUCGAUCUGAAGCUUUCUUGGCACAGACCGUUCAAAUUUACGUUUGUUUCUUACUUUUUCAGCAAAAUGACGAUCUACAACUCCGUGUUUUAGUUCACGAUAAGGUUGGCAAAGGAUUUAUUAAGAAGUGUAAGAUAAGUCCUGAUGGUUUCAUUCAAGCGGCAUUACAGCUAGCUUACUACCGAGACAGCGGAGGACAUCUGCCUCUCACAUACGAGGCGUCUAUGACAAGAUUGUACUUACAUGGAAGGACUGAAACUGUCCGAUCAUUGACUGACGAAUCCAGAGCAUUUGUUUUGUAAGUUGGUCCAUUUGUUUUUCGCCAGCCCUCUUUUAAAUAGUUCCCAUUUCUAAACUGUUCUCCAUAGAGGUCCAGGGCAAAGUGAGAUUUGUAAGGGCCAUCCGAGGUCACUUUCACUGGAGCAGGAAACUGGAGAAUCUGGAAAAUGUUUUUAAAAAUUCUAAAUUCCGAGAAAUUUUUAAAAAUUCUGAGAAUUUAAAAAAAAAUUAAAAAAUUCUGGAAAAUGUUUAAAAUUUCUGAGAACACGACGAAAACCUGCGGUCUUUGGUCUUUGUCGCAUGCAAACUACUCACAACUUGAGUUGUAUUGUGUAAAUGAAGCACACAACUUGCUUACGUUGUCGUAGAUGAGUUGUGUGUUUGAUUUACACAGUACGACUCAAGUUGUAAGCAGGUUGCAUGCGACAGUUUUAGCAAAAGUUGUGUACUGUAAAUCGGCCUGUUGAGUGAAACUGGUGUCCUGUUCUCUGGAGUCCUGUUCUCUGGAGUCCUGUUCUCUGGAGUCCUGUUCUCUCAUGUGACUGACGUGAAAUUCUAGUCAGAAACUACAUUCUAGUCAGAAACUACAAAUCGAACCUCGUUGACAGAGAUCCACAUGCGCUAACCAUUGUGCGAUCUCGUUCUUGUAGAGCAAUGGAGAAUCCUGAGCUUUCGGCGGAGGAGAAAAUUAAAUGUCUUCGCGCUAGUGUAAAACGACAUCAGGUAUUAAUCACAAAGAAUAUUUGACUCUUGCAGUAUUCCAAUCUAGUUCUAACCACGUGUUUCUGUCCAGGUGCUUUACAAGGAUUGUAUGAAUGGCAAGGGAAUAGACAGACAUUUGUUUGCACUCUUCGUCGUUUCAAAAGGACAAGGACACGUAAGCCUCUCAUUUCUUCAUUCCUUUCUUCGUUCUUCCUUUCCUCAUCUUGUGUCUCUUUAGGAUUGCGACUUCUUGAAGCGAGCACUCACGUUGCCUUGGACACUGUCAACAAGUCAACAACCACAACAGCAAAUGUUUAAAAUUCCUGGCUGUUUCAUUUCCGAUCCAGCGUUUCACGAUCUGGUAAGAAAUGAGCUAAAUAUACCUUGAUGCGUCUUCACGGCGUCCCUGGUUUAAACCGGGCUAUUCUUAUUACUUUGCACAUCGUGUGUUAACAAUGCAUUACUUUUAGGCUGUAGCUCUACACACGUAAAAACGCUCAAGUUGUUAAAGAUCUGCGAAUAAGUUCUAACAAGGUUGUUGUGAAGCCGGUAUCAGGAUGUGUUCGCACUGCUUGUUCCCAGUUGUUGUGACAAGUUGUUAUCACCUUGUUACGAGGUUGAUGAUGGUAACUAUAGGUUGAUGAUAGGCUCGCUACAAGUUGUUCCAACAAGACUGAUACAGGCUGGUCGUAACAAGUUUUUACCAGUUUGUUGUCAUCAACUUGUUACGGCGUGCAGACGAUAUCAGACUUGUUGCGAGUCCGUUGGCGUCAUCGACCUUGUCACAAGAUGAUAAUAACGUGUUCCAGACUUGUCAACAACUGGGAACAUAGCCUGCGAACAGGCUCUCAAGCUGAGAGCCUGUUCGCAGGCUACUGGGAACACGCAGUGCGAACACAUCAUGUUUACAAGUUGUGAGAUAAUCACGCGUGUACUUUGAUAUAGAUCUGUCCAGGAGGUGGGUUUGGUCCAGUGUCAGAUGAUGGAUAUGGUGUAUCGUAUAUGGUCCCAGAUGAGAAGUAUUUCUUCUUCCAUAUCUCAUCCAAGAGAUCCUCUGUGCAAACAGACUCCGAGAGGUUCAUCAACCAUGUUCUCAACAGUUUGGAUGAGAUGAAAGCAAUGUUCGUUGAAGUCGAGGAGAAGCAGAAACAGGAAAACAAAAAGGAAGACUAA